AUGGCCGCGCUCCUCGACGCCGGCGCUCAAGUGUCGGCCUCAACUGUAGACUUCCUCCCAGGGGAGGACGGACGGCAGCACCCGAGCGUCAUUCGCCACUUCCUUCACCAUGGCCUUGAUCCCAACUCGAGCCUUUCUAACAGCGAGCCUCUCUUAUCCCUCCUAACCAAUCCCGCAUGUGCUCGCGAAUUACUCUCAUGA
Messenger RNA from Aspergillus lentulus, 201 nucleotides. RefSeq lists its product as uncharacterized. Lineage: Eukaryota; Fungi; Ascomycota; Eurotiomycetes; Eurotiales; Aspergillaceae. The record is from RefSeq and is a predicted model, not a curated record.